AUGGCCGUCGCUGAGCAGACCGAGGCACAGCCUACGGUGACCGCCUGGGCUGCGCCCGGGCGCUCGGCCCUCCGUGCACGGGAACCUCACAUCCUCACGCUCGGCGGCCGCGCCAACUCUUGGAGCCUCAGUCUUGCCAUCUGGACGGCAUCUGCUGCUCUUCCCAUUGAUGGACGACUUCGAGCUUGUCACCUGCGGGGAUGGCUUACAGCAGCAGGUACCCUGGUCAGCAAGUCUCCGGCCGGAGCUACAGCCCAGGAGCACGGGAGGACCCACACCGCCCUGCGUCAGUCCUGUGACCUGUGCGUGAUGCUCACCCAGUGUCCCAGUUCUGACACGGUCUCCUCUGGCGGCUUGAUCGAGGGCCGCGGGGUCACCGACGACGUGCACAGGUUCUCCUCGCGGCCGCCCUACCUGCCCGUGAGCUACCACAUCCUGGGGGCCGAGACCGCCUUCUUCCUGAAGGAGGCCAGCCAGGACGCCCUGCACAACUCCAGCCUGCGCACGAGAGUCGAGUCCUUCUUCACGUACAAGGCCACGAGGCCCCCGGCGCUCAACGCCAGCUACGGGCCCUUCUCCGUGCAGAAGGUGGUGCCCCUGGACCUGAUGGUCCCUUCCAACCUGCUGGGGCCGGCCAGCAAGUUCGGCCUCAACUGGAAGCUGAGGGCGCACAUCGUGCGGGACAAGGUGUACCUGAGCCGCCCCAAGGUGCAGGUGCUUUUCCAUCUGCUGGGCCGGGACUGGGCGGCGCGGAGCCCGGGCGAGAGACUGCCCUGCCUGCGGGUGUUCGCCUUCCGGGAGACCCGGGAGGUGCGGGCCGGCUGCCGGCUGCAGGGGGCCCUGGGGCUGUGCGUGGCCGAGCUGGAGCUGCUGGCCGGCUGGUUCGGGCCCCCCACCGUGCUGGCCGGGAGGAAGAAGGCGCCGGGGCCGCCCGAGGGGAGCCCCGUGGAGCUCUACUAUGCCGUGCAGCCGGGGGACGGGCGCGGGGACUGUGCCGGCGGCGGGGACGCCAGGAAGGGCAACUCCAUCCGGCCGGGGAGGGACGGGCCGGAGGAGGCCGUGCCCCGCCUGCAGAGGAUCGGGAGCGUCAGCCUCUACCGGGCCCAGGACAGCGUCCAGCUCCGCGAGCUGCGUCUGGACAGCAACGUGGCCAUCUGGCUGCCCUCCCAGCCCGUGAAACAAGGAGACGUGGUCACUGCCUACGUCAGCGUCGCCAACAACUCCACCGUGGACCUCUUCAUCCUGAGAGCCAAGGUGAAGAAGGGGGUGAACAUCUUGGGCGCUCAGACCAGCGAGCCCCGGCAGUGGGACGUCAAGCAGGAGACGGGCAGCGGCGGGAAGCACACCACCGCCACCCUGCUGUGCCAGCGCCGGGCGCCCAGUGCGCGCAACAGAAGCAGCAGCUCGUUCAGCGAGGUCGUGCAGAUGAACUUCGAAAUAGCCAGCUUCAGCAGCCUCUCGGGGACGCAGCCCAUCACCUGGCACGUGGAGUACCCACGGACGGCGACCACCGACACGGCCGUGUCCGAGAUCUUCAUCAGCCAGAAGGACCUGGCGGCCAUCGUCCCCCUGGCCACGGACACUGAGAUUCUCAACACCGCCAUACUCACAGGAAAGACCGUAGCCCUGCCCAUCAAGGUGGUCUCUGUGGAGGAGAACGGUGCCGUGACGGAUAUCUCAGAGCUGGUGGAGUGCAAGUCCGCAGACGAGGAUGUCCUCAAGGUAAGCAGCCCCACUGAUCAUUGUAACUUUUUUUUAAUGGGCAAAAAAAUAAAAUACAUCUGCAAUGACGAGACACCGGGGCACCCCACCCUGUGCCUCCUGAGUAACCCCGACCCCGGCCUGCUGCUGCCCUCCUGUGCCUUCCCCGGGGGCUCCUGGGGUCACAGGCCCACGCGGGACAGCGAGGAUGAAGACGACGAGGAGCGGCGGGGCCGGGGCUGUGCCCUGAAGUACCAGCAUGCCACGGUGCGGGUCCUCACCCAGUUCGUGGCCGAGGGCGCCGGCCCGUGGGGCCAGCCCAGCCACCUGCUCGGCCCCGACUGGCAGGUGGACAUCACCCACCUGGUCGCGGACUUCAUGAAUCUGGAGGAACCUCACGUGGCCACACUGCAGGACAGCAGGGUCCUGGUCGGGCGGGAGGUCGGGAUGACCACCAUCCAGGAAGCCGUGGUCAGCACGUGGCUUCAGCUCAGCGACGGCUCGGUGACGCCCCUCGACAUCUACGACACCAGGGACUUCAGCCUGACCGCCACCUCCCUGGACGAGGCCGUCGUGUCCGUCCCCCAGGCCCGCUCUCCCAGGUGGCCGGUUGUGAUGGCCGAGGGGGAAGGCCAGGGGCCGCUGGUCCGAGUGGACAUGACCAUCGCAGAGGCCUGCCAGAAGUCCAAGCGCAAGAGCGUCCUGGCCGUGGGCGUGGGCAGCGUCAGGGUCAAGUUUGGCCAGAACGACGCCGACUCCGGUCCCGGCGGGGGCGGCGACGAGGGCGAGAUCAAGAACCACGCCAGUGACCGCCGGCAGAAGGUUCAGGAGCCCGAGGGGCCCCCGCCCGGCGGCUCCUCCGUGGAGCGCGAGGAAGGCGCCCCCCGCAGAGGCGGCACGACGGCCCGGCCGCUGCCGGACAACAGGGUGGUGAAGAGCAGCCGGCCGGACGCGGGCAGGCCGUCCGGAGAGGGCCAGCUGCAGAACAUCCCCCUGGACUUCACCAACUUCCCUGCCCGGGUGGACCUGCCCCGCGCGGGGGGCGGGCUGGGGGCCAGCGACCUGCUGCAGACCGCGAGGGGCCUGAGCGACCUGGAGAUCGGCAUGUAUGCCCUGCUGGGCGUCUUCUGCCUGGCCAUCCUCGUCUUCCUCAUCAACUGCGCCACGUUCGCCCUCAAGUACCGGCACAAGGAGGUGCCCCCAGAAGGCCAGGCCUCCGUCACCCACUCGCACGACUGGGUGUGGCUGGGCAACGAGGCCGAGCUCCUGGAGCACGCGGGCGAGGGGUCCCCGCCGCAGGACGAGCACACGACCGUCCUGGACCGCGGGCCAGGCGGCAGCGAGGAGAGCAGCUGUCUGUUGCUCAACGGCGGAGCCCGGCAGCACGUGCAGGGCCGGGGGCACGGGCCGGACUCGGGGGGCAGGCAGGCCAGGGACCCGAAGCCCGAGCCCCUGCACUCGCCCACCUCCAAGAGGAAGAAGGUGAAGUUCACCACCUUCACCACCAUCCCGCCAGACAACGGCUGCCCCGGCGUGAACUCCAUCCUCGGUGGCGGGGGCGAGGACAUCAAGUGGGUAUGCCAGGACGUGGCCGCGGGCGCCCCCGAGGAGCUCAGAAACUACCUGGAGAAGUUCAAGGAACAGGCGUAG
Puma concolor (puma) is the source of this 3351-nucleotide messenger RNA. Lineage: Eukaryota; Metazoa; Chordata; Mammalia; Carnivora; Felidae. The record is from RefSeq and is a predicted model, not a curated record.